UUGGAGAUGCAAUUAUAAAUGAUCAAAGAGAUAAUGUUGAUAAUUUAAUUGACAGACUCAGCAUUGGAAUUAUACCAAUUAAUGCUGGGAUUAGUGAAAUGUCAACCGAAGAAGAAAUUCUUGGUUCUUUUGAGCAAAUUGAAGAGGAAGAUGUUAUUCCUAAUGUUUUGAUAAAUGAA
Molecule: messenger RNA, 179 nt
Organism: Entrophospora candida
Lineage: Eukaryota; Fungi; Glomeromycota; Glomeromycetes; Entrophosporales; Entrophosporaceae
Source: the annotation of a GenBank genome assembly